Molecule: messenger RNA, 834 nt
Organism: Myiozetetes cayanensis
Lineage: Eukaryota; Metazoa; Chordata; Aves; Passeriformes; Tyrannidae
Exons: 4
Coding region: 28-834 (268 amino acids)
Biological process (GO): positive regulation of canonical NF-kappaB signal transduction
Cellular component (GO): cytoplasm; nucleus; IkappaB kinase complex
Molecular function (GO): K63-linked polyubiquitin modification-dependent protein binding
Source: RefSeq, a predicted model, not a curated record
CCUCCCGGGCGCCCCCGGGAGCCGCCGAUGAGCGGCGGGCGCUGGAGGAGGAGCGCGGAAAUGGUGCAGCCCGGGCACGACGCCGAGCCCGGAGCGGCCGAGGCGCUGCUGCGGCUGCGCGCGGAGAACCGGGAAUUGAGGGGGGCCCUGCAGCGCUGCACUGAUGCUCUCAGAGCCCGGCUGGAGGAGCUGCGGGGGCUGCAGGAGCUGCGCCGGGCGGAGCGGGAGCUGCUGAGGGGACAUUGGGGACAGGCCCGAGCCCUGGUGGAGAGGCUGAGGCUGGAGAGGGACCAGGCACGAGGGGACACCCCCGGGGACAGCCAGGAGGACACCAAGGACACCCCCAGGGACAUCAAGGACACCCCCAGGGACAUCAAGGACACCCCCAGGGACAGCCAGGAGGACACCGAGGACACCAAGGACGGUCUUGGGGACAUCAAGGAUGGCCCUGGGGACAUCAGGGACACCCUCAGGGCCAGCCCUGGGGACGCUGCCACCACGUGCCAGCUGCCACCGGGAGGGGACAGCCCUGGGGACACCCCUGGGGACACCCCUGGGGACACCCCCGACAGCAGCGUGGAGGACAAGGCGCAGGUGCAGGCUCAGGUGACGUCCCUGCUGGGGGAGCUGCGCGAGAGCCAGAGGGGCCUGGAGAGGAGCCGGGCCGAGAACGAGCACCUGGAGCGCAGGGCCCGCGGUGACGCCGAGCGGUGCCAGCACCUGGAGGAGGUGGCCCAGGGCCACCAACUGCAGCUGGACCAGCUGAGGCUGCAGGUGACAAACCUGGAGGCCGCCCUGAGGGUCGAGAGGCGCGGGGCCACCGAGGAGAAGUGA